Molecule: messenger RNA, 3072 nt
Organism: Synchiropus splendidus (mandarinfish)
Lineage: Eukaryota; Metazoa; Chordata; Actinopteri; Syngnathiformes; Callionymidae
Product: transgelin-like
Exons: 4
Coding region: 1963-2724 (253 amino acids)
Molecular function (GO): protein binding
Source: RefSeq, a predicted model, not a curated record
UGCUUUUCACCUCCAUGAGUUUGAGGAGCUGCCUCAGACGCUGGUGGAGUCGCUGGGUCCAUGUUCACCUCUGGCUGUUACAUAAACCUGUUAUCAGAUCAUGUCUGACCAGGCCUCGGACUCCUGGCUCCUGGUGGGACACCAAAAAAAAAAGAGUCAGAGUCAGAGUUAGUGGGUGUCUGCGCUCAGUAGUGGGCUUCGAUCCGUGGUCAGGACGGCAGGCUUGUCCAGUUCCUGCUAACGGUAAUGGCCUCUUCCAAACCUCCCAGCUGGAGGUUCUGGUUCUGACCCAUCUCACGCUCACAAAUUCCAUGAACUGACUCAGAGCUCCUCAGAAAAGGGAAGUAUUUUGUGACUGCAAAGAAGACACAUGUGACCACUUUCACUUUUAUUGACAUGUUUCUUUCCCAGAAAACUAUAUUUACAAUAUACUAUAUUUCUACACAACAUAGCAUUUUUAACCGCAUACAUGAAAAUCUCUGAGUUCUAAAUAGUACAUUGUCAUGUGCUUUUACCCAACAUAAAAACAAGAGCUUAAAAGUAUGUUGCAAGCUCAAAGAGGACACUGGUGGUCCUCAAAGUGGCCCCCAGACCAGCGUUUGAGAACACUGUGUUAGCAUCUAUUUAUUUAGCGUAUAAGCUAAAGCAACAAACAGGCAGCUGAUUUGGAAGAAACUGUUCUAAAACGUGUCAUUUUUCUUUAAAUAGUGAUGAGCAAAAGAACAUGUUUACAGCCUGAGGCGCUGGUUUAACAUCACGCUGUUCUGAGCUCAGCGCAUCGCAGAGACGCUCUAAAAGAACUGAACUGCAAGCGAUGUACGAAAACACUGUGAAGUACAUGAACAUCCAGCGUUCAUGAAGCUUCAGCAGUGACCGCGUCAGCGGGCGGCGUGUUUGCUUGGCCUCAGACUGACGGCUCUUGGUCUCAGAAGCUCCACUGGCAUCAGGCUGCAGAGCUCCUCUGGGUGGAAACAGUCAACUGGACUCGCAUCUGGCCUCGCGGCUCGAGCUGAGAACAGCAGGUCGAGGAGCUGCUCUGUUUGCUCGAGGCGCCGGCGGCUUCUCCAAAGCGCCUGUGUAAACUUGAGUGAACAAACGAAGCCAAAUCAGACGGAUCACUUCAGUUGGAUCUCAGGUGAGGAGAGACGCUGUUUGCGCAACACGUCCUCGGGAGAGUCACAUGGCCCGUCACCACGGUGAACAGCGAGGUGAGCAAAGUUCAGCACGGUGACGCAGAAAUUGCCUUUAUCGCUCGAUGAGCGACGGUGUUCACAGCGUCCCACGGAUGUCAGUCAGGAACACAUCUGCUGCCAGGAAAGUCUGGUGCUGUGAGGAACAUGCAGCUACAUUCCAGCGCUGUGGAGCCUGUAGAAGUGACGUCUAACCAGGAUCUACUCUGGUUUAUCAUUCACUCACCCUGGUCUUAAAAGUUUGAAUCGCACUUUCUGAUGGAGCUGUUAUUGAGGGAGUCAGAUUUGAGCUGAGAACCAGGUCAGAAUCAAGAGUGAAGAGUCUGAGGAAUGUCUGAGUCCGCUGGAUCUCUAUCUUGUCUCCACGAAUCAGCUGAGGGUCAGAGGUCACGCCACUUAUCUGGUGCUCAGAGAUCAGCUGCCAGUGAGCAGCAGAAGAUGCAGGUUUGAGGGGGAGAGCAAGGACAUCAGCAGCCCCGCUUUCUCCAGGGAAGCACCUGGAACCAGCGGCCCAACUGCCACCUCAUGAGCUCCUCCAUAUCAAAGAUCUCUUCAACACAAAGAGGAGCGCGGAAUCAUCUGUUGCCACGGUGAGCAGAAGUGUUGCGUCGAAACACGGCGGCCGCUGCUGCAGAGCCUCAGGAAGGAAGUUAAACAAGCAAACAGGAUGCAGGAAGUGGCCUGAGUGACAGGCCUGGAGCCCGUUUGCUCCAAACUAUUUCUGCUAGAAGGAAGUGCGGUCCCAGGCGGCGGGCGGAGCGGGGUGUUAGUUAUGAAAGACGGUCCGAGGAUGGUUCUCUGCCCUGUUGGUUUCUCCCUCAGGGGGGCGGGGUUCUGUGCACCUGGGGAUUUGAAGUGUGUUUCACCUGCUAAAUGUUUCCAGCCACGCGCUCACAGAAGCUCUCGCCGCCGCAGCAGCAGCAGCAGCAUGGCAAACAAAGGUCCGUUGUACGGCUUCAGCCGGGAGGUCCAGUCCAAGAUCGAUAAGAAGUACGACCCGGAGCUGGAGGAGCGGCUGGUGGAGUGGAUCAUGGCCCAGUGUGGCGCCAAAGUGACGCGGCCCGCGACAGGCCGGGCCAGCUUCCAGGAGUGGCUGAAGGACGGAUGCGUUCUGUGCCACCUCAUCAACAGUCUGCAUGGAGAGCACAAGCCCGUGGCCGGCAUCAAGAGCUCGGGCAUGGCCUUCAAGCAGAUGGAGCAGAUCGUUCUCUUCCUCAACGCCGCCGAAAAGUACGGCGUCAUCAAAAUGGACUUGUUCCAGUCGGUGGACCUCUACGAAGGCAGAGACCUGGCUGCGGUCCAGAGGACCCUGAUGGCUCUGGGCUCUCUGGCAGUCACCAAGCAGGACGGCUUCUACAGAGGAGACCUCAACUGGUUCCACAGGAAAGCUCAGGAGAACAGGAGGGAGUUCUCCGACGAGCAGCUGAACGAGGGCAGGAACGUCAUCGGGCUGCAGAUGGGCACAAACAAAGGCGCGUCGCAGGCCGGAAUGACGGGAUACGGCCGACCUCGGCAGAUCAUCAACGACAACUGAGCCCUGCUUCUCCCACUCUGGCACCCCCUCCUGGGUGUGAGAGACUGAACCGGCGCGACCCGGGGACCAAGCACGCCAAGCAUUUCCACAUCACUUCUUCACAUUCCCGCCGUCUUUCUGCGAAUCAAUGCAGCCACAGUCGACAGCUGAACCAGCCGCCGCUGACCUUUCUGACGCAUGUCCAGCGUCUCCAGCUGAGGGAGGCGACAGAAUCAACACAGCCACCCGACCCCUGACCUUCACCCCAGACCCGCGGCGGCGGGGCCUUGUCCCGACCGUCACAUCCAUCACCGUCCGGGUCAUGUGACAAACUCGUCCAUUUUAAAUAAAGUUUUAUUUGUCUAUCAA